This is a messenger RNA of Durusdinium trenchii, 2586 nucleotides long. Lineage: Eukaryota; Dinophyceae; Suessiales; Symbiodiniaceae. The record is from the annotation of a GenBank genome assembly.
AUGAAGACCAAGAAAACCAUUUUGAAGUUGACUCGGGUGCCAGACACCGCGGCCGCGGUGACCACUGAAACCAAGUCCGCUGCCGCAGUUCUGCCCAACCGCAGUUCUGCUUCUCGUGUGGACAAGUUCAUUGUGAACCCAAAGCCAAAGACCCAGGCUCAGAAGAAGAAGCGCUGGGACGGGGUCUGUGGAUUUAUGGAUGGUUACAUUUCAUCACCAUCACCACCGUCAGACGAAUCUGAUUCUGAGUCGUCUUCGGACUCAGACCCAGACAGUGGCAAUGGCAAUGGACCAUGUGACCCUACCCAGGCCGAGACCGAAUACUAUAGCCCCACCCGGAGCCCAGUGAAUCUCACUGACAAGUCGCAUCCAACGUGUGAUGAAGACAUCACGCCUUGGCAGCCAAGCCCCGAUUACACGACCGUGGCAAGUGAUCAUAGCCCAACCAUCCCCAUGCCGAGGGAUUCAAUCGUGGGACCAUCCAUGCCUACUGUGCCUGAGGAGGGUUCAACUCGUCAUGACGACACUCCUGGUCCUGAGGCUGGCAUGCCCGUCGUCAACCCAGAUCCUGUUGUGCUGAAGGCAUUACAGCACGUCCUGAUGUUGCUGGCAGGUAGCGGACGAAGAGUCUCUCCAGAACCGAGCACUACACUAUUUGAUAUCGUUUUGCGGUUGUCGGGGUGUGGUGACACCAGACAUUUGUCACUGGAAGUGGAACAGCUUCAGGCGGAGUUGGUUGCCAACAGUGGCUCUACACGGGCUCUUCUGGAUUGGGUAGCUGAUCGUGCUGCAGGGGAUCAGCAACGUGUGGGGUUUGAAAUUCUCCGUGCUUUGGCUGACAUGAACCUCUACAAACAAAUGCGGUGCGCUGGGCACUGUUACCCGCCAGCAGAUGUCAACUAUCUUCUGGAUGACGCAGAACUAGUUGAAGUUGCUACAAAGUUUGCAGUAGAGCUCGCUGCAAACACCUCGUGGGCGCAAAUGUUGUAUACCAUGACUCUACCCUUGGCCUGUGGAACACUGCUCUCCCAGAAAAAAGCUGAUCGCGUUUCAUGCUUGAAGCAUCUGCGGGUUCUAGUCGAGAGCAUUUUGAAAGCAGAAGACUGGGUAAUGCGGAAGCCUUUGCUUGAUUUGGUCCUGACUGAUUUGGCCUACCACGAAGAACCGCUAGUGAGGGAGAUCAUGGCCCUACUGACGCAGGGCAAUUUUGAUCUAAACUCUGCUGAAAUCAAGUCCGCGCAAAAGCUGGCUUUGCGGAUGUUUUCCUCUACCUGGAGCACAAAAGAGAUUCUUGAGAGCACUUUUGCUCACCUGACUGAUCUGAUCACAAAGUCGAACAAGAACAAGCGAAUGAAUUCAUUCCUGCUUUGGCUUUACACGACCACGAGCAGCUACAUCAAGGCUUCUGGAAUGAGUCAAGCACUGCCAGACGCAGCAGUGUGGGCGGACUACAUUAGAUCAUUUGGGAUACAAACAUCUCCCAUGAUGCGGCUUUUCAACAAAGCAUUCAACGUCAGUGCUGGGUUCACCAUGCCAGAUUCGCCUGACAUCAACUUCCCAAAGUCGGCAAAGGGUGUGUUGAAACAAGGCUGCUUGUUGCAGCGCGGCGCUAUCUUUCUCCAUCGUGACCAAGAUGAGUUCUUUCUGUCGCUGGGGUUUAUCAAGUGGUGCUGUAUCGGGACGAAGCUAACAUUGGUAGAAGUUGGUGAUGAGGAGACAGAGUUCCUUACAAUGCCUGAUGAGUGGGAAGGAAUUGAGGUGAUGUUCAACUUUGAUGUCGCUGAGGGACAGGGGCCUUGGCGGAGGGUGUUGGUGCAGAACGUUCCUCCGGCUUGCUUACCAGCGGCCUUGCACAGUGUGGGCACUGCUUUCCUGAUCACUUCGAAGAAUGAAUGGUUAUUGAGGGGCGCUGUCCGUGAAGGAUGUCAGCUGAACGUUGAACAACUGAAGUCUGUGUGCUCUUCCCUGAAAGUUCCGCUUCCAGGGAAUGGGGAAGGCUCUGGCAAACGUGGUGGGGUUGUCAAGAAAGACUACGCAGCCAAGCUGAUCAAGUACCUGUUCCCAGACGCUCCCGAGGUCGAAUUCAACAAUAUGCUCCUAGCUAUGAUGGGUUGGACAAAAAUGCCAACAGACUUGGAUGUGUUGGCUGCAGUGUCCGAGCUAGAUUUGGCAAACGCAGACGCCUUUGAACAUGUGCGCAAACAUGCCUUAAACACCUUCGAGGAGAAUCUCUUUGGGAAGGGGCAAGCCCAUGGGAUUGAGGAAGCUGAAAAUGAAACCAAACGAAAAGAGAUGAAGGCCAAAGCGGAUGAAAAGGCCAAGAAACUAAAAGAGGAAAAAGAAACAACUGAGAAAGCUGAGAGAAAAAAGAACUUUGAAUUGACACCCCCCGACCUCAAACUGCUACUGCCCGGCAACGGCUCCAUCAAGACGGUAUUUUGGGCGAGAUAUCACCCAACCAAAGGCUUCUUUCGCUUUGACUAUCCUACAGGUGACUUGUUUGUGCUUAUAUCUAUUUUGUUUUGCGGUGCGCAACUUGCCACUGAAUGUAAUGACAUUGAUAAUACACGAAAAUGGUUCUGUUGA